AUGUUAUCAAGUAUACGUCGUUUUUUUAAAUUUAUUCAUUGGCUUUAUUUACAAUAUUUACUUAAUACAGCAUUGUAUAUGCUUGAACCAUGGGAACGUGCACUUUUUUCAGCAUUACUUGUUGCUAUUAUAUCCACAGCUAUUUAUUCAGCGUGGUGUAAAAUCAAGCAAGAACAAAAAUGUCGUUGGUAUCAAUCAUUUUUUCAAACGAUUGAACAUUUUUAUAUGCAAUUUUUAUUAGUAACAACACUUUAUGUUAUGGAACCAUGGGAACGACUUUUAAUGAUAACGAUUUUUCUUCUUAUUAUAUCACUUUUUACUUAUUCAGCAAUUGUUUACAUUCCAUUUCAUGUUCAUAAUAUUCUACAAUCAACAAUGCCAAGUAUAAAAGACAUCAUCUUACAUUGA
Adineta steineri is the source of this 408-nucleotide messenger RNA. Lineage: Eukaryota; Metazoa; Rotifera; Eurotatoria; Adinetida; Adinetidae. The record is from the annotation of a GenBank genome assembly.